Molecule: messenger RNA, 2484 nt
Organism: Macrobrachium nipponense
Lineage: Eukaryota; Metazoa; Arthropoda; Malacostraca; Decapoda; Palaemonidae
Product: early endosome antigen 1-like
Exons: 1
Coding region: 1-2484 (827 amino acids)
Source: RefSeq, a predicted model, not a curated record
AUGUUAGUUGCCUGUGGAUUGUUUAACUCAAUUGUAGAGGACCUGAUGAUGCUCUAUUUGGCUGAAGGACCUUUGAGUGGACCACAGGAUUUAAACUUUAUAGCUGAGGAACCUGUUGUUCCUGAAAUUAUUGUUGAUGAACUGAAUAACUUUUGGACGCCAGGCAGGGCUGUCGCCAUCACUUGUAUGAGUGUGGCCUUGUUGGCUGGCCUGGCAGUGGCUGUUUACCGGAGAUGUCGACGACUUGGAAAUUACAUUCACGAAUUGGAAGAAGACCUGAAAAUGGAACGAACCGAGGUGGCCAGACUGAGAGAUCGUCUGGAAACUCAAGAAGAAGAAAACUUGAAGAAGGAGGAACACCUGGACGAGAUGAUCCAUGACAUCCAGUUGAUGGGACUCCAGCGAGGACGUCUGGACACCGAGAAGAUGAUGCUGGAAGACGUUCUGGAAAAGAGUAAGAUCAAGGAAUGUGAAAUGGAACGUCUCUUGAACGAAGCAAAGGAACAGAUCGAGUUUCUACAAAAUCAAAUUGUAGACAAAGAUCUUCUGAUAGAACGGAAUGCGCUGGAAAGAAAAGAAAUGGAUAGUCGACUGGAAGAAGAGGAGAAAUCUAGAGGCAGAGACAUCCAGAUUCUGGAAAAAGAGAGGAAUCUUUUCCAGGAGAAGAUGGAAAGCGCUCUAAAGGAAGGAACAGAACUGGCCUCGCGAUUAAAGGAAGCUGAAGCCACCAAUCGAGUGUUGGCUUCGGCAAACGAAGGCUUCAACACGUUAAAUGCCCAAAUGCGAGACACUCUGGAAAAGAAAGAGAAUGAGGUCGACCAGCUGAAAAAUUUGAAGGAAGCCUCUGCACAAGAAAUAGCCUGCCUGCAAAAGAGGAAUGGAGAUCUCGAGAAGGAAAUCGAAAAGAAUCAGGAAGAAAAGGAGAAGAACAGAGUUUUGAACGACGAAGUUCAGCAAUUGAGAAACUGGGUUGCUGAACUAGGAGGUCAAAACGCUAAAAUGGAGGAGGAACUGGCCAGAAAAGAAAUAGAAAUAAAUUCACUGAAGGAUUCUUUACAAAACGGAGAAGCAGAUAAUAGAAUUUUGAAAGAAGAAGUUCAGCAGAUGAGAACUUGGGUAGCUGAACUAGGUGGCCAAAAUGCUAAAAUGGAGGAGGAGUUGGCAAGUAACGAACAGGAAAUCAAGUUGCUAAAGAAUUCCCUAGAAAAUAGAGAAGAAGAGAACAGAAUUUUGAAAGAAGAGGUUCAGCAAAUGAGAACUUGGGUAGCUGAACUGGGCGGUCAGAAUGCUAAGCUGGAGGAGGAACUGGUCAGUAAAGAAAUAGAAAUAAAUUCACUGAAGGAUUCUUUACAAAAUGUAGAAGCAGAGAAUAUAAUUUUGAAAGAGGAAGUUCAGCAAAUGAGUAACUGGGUAGCUGAACUAGGCGGACAGAAUGCCAAGAUGGAGGAGGAACUGGCCAGUAACGAACAGGAAAUCCAGUCACUAAAGAAUUCCUUAGAAAAUGGAGAAGGAGAGAACCGAAUUUUGAAAGAAGAAGUUCAGCAAAUGAGAAACUGGGUAGCUGAACUAGGCGGACAGAAUGCCAAGAUGGAAGAAGAAUUGGCCAGUAACCAACAGGAAAUCAAGUUGCUAAAGAAUUCCCUAGAAAAUGGAGAAGGAGAGAAACAAAUUUUGAAAGGAGAGGUUCAGCAGAUGAGAAACUGGGUAGCUGAACUGGGUGGUCAAAACACUAAGCUGGAGGAAGAAUUGGCCGAUAAAGAACUGAAGAUAAAAUCACUGAAGAAAUCCCUAGAAGAUGGAGAAGGAGAGACAAGAAUAUUGAAAAAAGAAGUUCAGCAAAUGAGAACUUGGGUAGCUGAACUAGGUGGCCAGAAUGCCAAGAUGGAGGAGAAAUUGGCCAGUAACGACCAGGAAAUAAAUUCACUAGAGGAUUCUUUAGAGAAUGAAAAGAAGAGGAACAGAAGUUUGAUUGAAGAAGUUCAGCAGAUGAAAAAUUUUGAAGCUGAACUAGGAGGCAAAAAGGCCAAGUUGGAAGAAGAGUUACUUCAUAAAGAAAGGAAAAUAAGGUUCACUAAGAACUUCUUUAGAAACAAUGGAGAAGAGACCAACAGAAUUCUGAGAGCAGAGGCUCAGCUGGUAAGAAAUUGGGCAACUGAAGUUGAAAGUGAAAAGGCUGAAAUAAAGAUAGAGUUAGUUGAGAGGGACCAGGAAAUAACUCUUUUGAAAAACUGUUUAGAAAAUGAAGUAGAGAAUAACAGAAUUUUGAAAGAGGAAUUUGAGCAGAUGAAGGCGUGGCUGGCUGAAUUGGAAGGUAUAAAUUUAGAUAUUAAAAGUGAAGUGAACCAAAAGGAUAAAAUGAUAAAGUCCAUGGAGAAUGCUCUAGAGAAUGAAAAGGAGAGAAAUAAAGAGUUAAAGAAAAAGUUGCUGAAGCAAGUUGAAAGACUUGAUCAAAUCAUAGCAUUCACCGGAACCAUGGACAAAUAA